UUGUUUACAGUCAUCAUGUUUUCGUAUAGCCUCUCUUAUGAUUCAUUCAAUCGCAAUCAGUACUAUGGGGAAGCCAUCUUAAUUGCAAUAUGGUUGCACAUACCAAAGUGUUAUGGCGAGGACGCAUUCCUGAGUCCUGAGCAAGCAACAACAAUUUUAGAUCCGCUGUACUCGGCAUGGGUUGAAAUGAAAGAAGAUAAGGGAAGAACUCCUUUGCGCAUCAUACUCAACAAUUUUUUGAAUCACAUUGAAAAGUUGGAGUCUUUACGGUCACCAGAUGAUAGUUAUGAGAAAGAGUUUCAGGACCUCAAAUUAUUUAGCGAGAAUCUGAAAGGGCAGAAACUUUAUUCAAGUGGUGUUGGAGAAAAGGAAAUAAAUAGGAAAAAGAAUCGCUACAAAGACAUUUUGCCUUUUGACUUUAGUCGAGUCGUGCUAAGCGAAUAUGUCGGAACUACGGGAAGUGACUACAUCAAUGCCAAUUUCAUUAGAGGAGCAAGUGGGUCUCCAGCCUACAUUGCAAGCCAGGGGCCCCUUGCUCACACUGUCAAUGAUUUUUGGAGAAUGGUUGUUGAGUGUGAAGUGCAUGUCAUCAUUAUGGCUUGCAAUGAAGAUGAAGCUGGCAAACACAAAUGUGAAAAGUAUUGGGUAGAUCGUGAGGGAGAAGUAAAACAAUUUGGAAUGGUGCGCAUUCGACUAAUUCAAGGAAGUGAUGUCUGUCCUGAUUUCUCUGUGCGUACUAUUAAGCUUGAGUACACCAACAAAGAUAGCACAAUAGAGGAACGUACUGUGUGCCAGUUUCAUUACUCAGCGUGGCCAGACCAUGGUGUUCCCCCUUCUGUUCGACCAUUGCUUGACAUGGUUCGUUUAGUAAGAGAUACCCAAGCUUCUGAAACACUACCCGUCCUUGUCCAUUGCUCUGCUGGCUGUGGACGCACAGGAACAAUAUGUGCCAUAGAUUAUGUUUGGGGUUUACUUCGUGCUGGUAAAUUGACCAAGGAUUUCAGUCUUUUCACUCUUGUACGAGAAAUGCGAAGACAACGUGUUGCUAUGGUGCAAACAACUGAGCAGUAUAUAUUGGUGCACCGAGCUGUGAGAGAACUUUUCAAAGAGCAGCUCCGUGUUAUAGAUUCUCAUCCAUAUGAGAAUAUAGAUGUUGAUGGCAUUCUUGUACGCAGUAAGGGUGAUGAAGAACCACUUUAUGAAUCUGUGCGCACCAUAGAAGAACCCAAAACUAUAGGUAACAAAUCAAUUACAACAGAUGAUGCUUCUCCUGCCCCACCACUUCCAAGAAAAAAUCGUAUUCAUAUGGCAGCUUCUAAACAUGAAAAGGAAGUGGAAAAUCAAACCCAGAAACAACGUAACAGUCAAGGGGGUCCUGUUGGUAUUGCUAAAUUAAAGGCCAUGUUUGAGCGUAGUCCUGUAGCUCGUAGUCAGUCACUUGGAAGAAGGCAGGCCUCUAAUCCUGUUCCAGUAGUUACUCCACCAUGUCCUGCCCUCCCAAUCAAAAGAAGCAAAUCACUACGCAUCAUUGGAAGUGGAGAGAGGCAUAAACUUUCUGUUUUGGCUCAGCAGUCAUCUAAGACAUCUCCCUCAAAUGGAUCAAGUAAAUCUAGUUCACAAGCUAUAAGAUCCAAAGCAAUUCCAGGUGCUAUUUUGAGGAGACGAAGAAGUUUUGAAUCAGAAAACAGUCCUAAACCAAUUCGCCAUUCUUUACACUUGGAUGAUGAUGGCCGAAAGUUACUGCAGGACUGCAAAGAUUUUCUUUCCAGAUCUGUUGAUUACACAGGUGAAGGGUGUCAACGCACUGAUGGUAUUGUUAGUGGUAAAGGAAUCAGAGAAAGAAGAGACAGCUUUCGGCAGGCCAUCUCAAAGACUACAGAGCAUCCAGUGGACAAGAUCUCAACUAAUGGAAAUUCUGUUCUACCAAAUCAUGCUUCUCCAAAAAACCCAGAAACUGCUGAUGAAGUUGAUGGUCCAAUAAUGCACCAUAUGAAAUAUAAAUCUAAUGCAAAUGAUCAGGAUGAGGUUGAUGCUAUCCAGUCUAAUGUGAUUGUUGUAAAACGUGAUCGUUCAUCCCCAAAGGUGGAUCUUUAUGUUAAAGGGCUCACAGGAGAAACAAUAUCGUCAAACUCUAAUCAUCAAAAUGAGAAUGGCUGUGAUCCUUUUAAACAAUUUGGUGUUAUAUGGAACCGAGCUGCUACAUCAAUUGAUUUGAAAAGUAAUUUACGGAACAGUGAUAUGAGUUUGCAGGAAUUAAAGUCAUGUCUGAGGAGAGAGGGUACUGCUCAUGAACUCAAGGCCAGGAAAAGUGAUGGUAUUCAAAAUGUCUUACCUGUGAAGCCAUAUAAGUCUUUAGACAGAGUUCCUAAGAAGGAUGAACGCAUUGAAAUCCUACCAACUCCAGCAGAGUGGAGACAUCCUCCUAUUACCAAUUCUCUGAGUAGCCCUCAUCGCUCUCCUCAAACCACCGUGGACCGAAGAAACCCAUUGACUGUUCCAAACAGUCCUCAUAGAUCACCUCAGACAACUGUGGAUCGAAGGAACCCACUGCCAAACAUGCCCAGUCCACAUCAUUCACCUCAAGCUACAGUUGAUAGAAGGCAUCCUCUGCAUGCUUCUUCAAGCCCUCAUCGGUCUCCUCAAACUACAUUUGAUCGAAGGAAUCCUCUGCCAAGCCCUCAUCAAUCUCCUCAAGCAACGGUGGACCGCAGAAAUCCCUUGAGUUCUCACACAAGUCCUCAUAGUUCUCCACAAACCACUGUUGACAGGAGAAAUCCACUCUCAGCUGCAACCAGUCCACACAUUUCUCCUCAGACGACUGUAGACCGAAGAAACCCCUUAAGCUCUCAUUCAAGCCCUCAUAGUUCACCACAGACAACAGUGGAUCGACGGAAUCAUUUGAAUCAACUGACAGGUGCUCUUAUGUCUAGUGAAAUAUCGUCAAUCAGUGCUAGAAACCAUGCUGGUGUGUCACAACAUUCCCCUCAGACUUCUGUGGAUAGAAGGACUUCUAACACGGGUCCACAAAUUUCACCCCAAACCACUGUUGAUAGGAGGGCUCCAGUGAGUGUUUCUUCAAGCCCCCAUAUUUCUCCCCAGACAACAGUAGAUAGAAGAAAUUUGUUGCUCCCUAAUAGCAACAUUGCAGUUCCUCCACCUGCGCCUCAGCUGCAAAUGCUCGUGAGUUCAGGGCACAUAAUCAAUGGUCCUAUCACAACUCAACCAUCUCACCCUGCUCCUGUGCCCUCAAAUGGUCAUGGUCCCAUGAGAUCUCCCAUGCCUGCUGAGCAUCAAAAUUUGCCACGAAGCUCUAAUUCUCCUCAGCAUCGAGUAAAUGCCCAUCACCCUGGAGGAGCUGGUGGCAAGGAGGCCUAUAGUUACGGACUUGUGGCUAGUGUUCUUCGAAGAGGUUCACAAGAUGACCUAGCGCUGUGUGUCUCCGGUAAUAGUGUUAUUUCUCCCAAAGCUGUUGCUAAUAACCAACGCCCAAGUGCCCCACCUCGUAUUAAGAGACAUGCAAGUGUUGUUCUACCAAGGAAAAACAGUGGGAACAAAGAAAUAGCAAGUUCUUUGAAUCAGAGUACUCCUCCUGUUGAUCCAAAAAGAUGGGCUGCAAAAGGGACACCAAAUUGUACAAAGAAAAUGGUGGCUUAUCCUCCUGGGCACCUUCCUCCCACAGUUCCAUCGCCAUCUGUACAGGCAACGCCCAGCCAACCCAGCCAACCCUCUGGGUCAAAGGCAGCAACAGGAGGACAAACUCCAAGCUCCUCAAAGUCCAAAAUGUCCCCCAAGAAAUCUGCAGCUAGCAGUUUAAGCCGAGCUUUAGGAGCUCUACAGUUGCGUCGAUCUGGGGCUUCAACUACAACUGCUUCUUCAUCCUCAGCAGUAGGCCCUAAGGGCAGCACAGAGACAGCUUUGAUAGCUGAGAGACCAAACACAAAAGCUACCCCUCCUUCAAAAAAUACGACUUCUUACCCUACACCUGUGGUAGCACCUACUAUGGUUAUUAAUCCAGGAAAAACUAUACUCCCUACUGGUAUCAUUGAUGAUGGCAGUAAAACUCUUCCACCGCAAGAACAUUUGGUGAGAAGUACAGCAUCAAUGCCUAUUAGCUCAGGUCUUCAAAUGCAAACUAGCUACCCACCUCACUCUCACACUCAUGUGCAGCCUCUUUCUCAGUCUCAUUCCCACCCCCACCCUCACCCUCACCCUCAUGCUCACUCACAUCCUCGACCCCAUACCCACCCCAUCUCAGCCCCUCACCAUCCCUCUCCCCAGCCAUUCCAGCAUCGUCAUCCAUAUCCUGCCCCGCGUCAAACUUCACCACAUCAUACAUACCCUCACAUGGCACACCAACAUCCAAAGACUCACAAAAAACAGCAGUAUCUUUGACGAGCUCAGCAGUUAUCAAAGAAAUCUUCAGGAAUUCCAAUCUUCAUUAUUGUCUUCUUUUCUGCACUUAUUGUCCAGUCCAUGCGGUAAGUGACAGUGUCAUUGAAAGCUACUUAUGUUUAAUAUUAGGUAGUGUUGUUCUCUAGCUCAAUAACUUGAAUUCCACUGAGAGAUAUGAUGGGUUGAUUAAAUGCUCGGUAGAUAGUAAGAGUAGGGAAAACAUAUGUAUUAUUUUUUAAUGAAAUUGAGGGUAAGUUCUAAAUAUACCCUUCUAAUUGUUGUCAUUUGAUAAGAGUAAAGUGAAAAUGAAGUGAUGUCAUGGUGUUUGUGAUAUGAAUGUAUUUGUAAAUAGAUACUGUAUGUGAAAAUAUUGGAUGAAGUGUGUUUGAAGACUAGAUAGAUUGAUAUCAAACCAAGAAACAUUUAACAUUCCAUAUUCCAUAUAAUUUAACCAUUAGCUCUAUUUUCUUGUUUGUUAUUUUAGUGUUGCUAUUGCAAUCCAAGUAGGCUCUCUAAAAUAGUGAGUACAGUUCUCCUAAGGUGACUGUUUCUCUUGAUGUUUUAAUUUAAGAUUUAAAGAUGGUUCGAAUGUCAUCCAAUUGAUACAAUUGAUAUUGUAUCAAGACAAAACGUUUUAUGUCUAAGUCACAAAUGAACUGACCUCAGCUAGCAAGUUACAUUUAAGUCAGGUGUGAUCAGAUCCUUUGUGACUUCAAAUGUAUUGUUUGUUUUUUUAGCAAUUUUGCUAACAGUGAACUUGUUUUACAUUUUACAAAUAGAAGCAUCUAUUUUUUGUACUUCUUUUAAACCAGUGAUUUUAUUCUUCCCCUUCAUUUAAAUUUGUUAUUAAGCAUGGUCUCCUAAAUUUAAGAGAGGUGAGAAAGAUUGUUGAAAGGGUUUUAUUUUUAUGAAAUAACCUUAAGUGUUUGAAACCGUAUUGUAAUGUUCCAGCAUAGUGUGUUCUUUUCACUUCCUGUACUAGUGGAUCAUUUACUUCUAAUUAAUUAUGUAUGACUACUUUUAGAAAAACUGGAUAAAUUCCAACUUUUAGAUCAUUGAAUCUGUGAUAGAGUGGUCUUUUUGAAUUCAGAUCUACCCUAGUUAAAUUAUAGCAUUUGCAAUAUAUACUGUGUUAUUUUAUUUUCAUCGUUAAAGGAUUUGUGAUCACUUUAUCACUUGAUAAUUGUGCAAUGAUUUUAUUUUUAAGCUGUGUUUAACAAAUGCUGAUCUUUGUCCAAUUGCAUUUUGGUUAUGAGCAGUAUCCUGUAAUAAGUAUUGUUCCAAAAAAAAUUCUCUUUAAUCCACAACCUCUGUUUGCUUUUUGAAAACCGUUUUAUUGGGAUAUGCAAGGCAAUUCAGAGAAUUGCACUGCAGUAUAUAAGCAUUUACUGAAUCUUGAUACUAUUCCAAAAGAUACCAGCUAUCCCCAGUGAAUCCUUGAAUACAUUUUUGACUAAUACCUGACACAUUCCAUUUUGUUAACUGAAUGCAUCUGCAUAUGUGUGUACGUAAUUUCCAAGGCAGACAAUAGACUACCAAUCGUAGAUUGUAGCUUCUUUGUGUCGUUAAAGAAUAAAGUAUUAUUAGUAAAA
Frankliniella occidentalis (western flower thrips) is the source of this 5984-nucleotide messenger RNA. RefSeq names its product arginine-glutamic acid dipeptide repeats protein. The transcript is spliced from 13 exons. The record is from RefSeq and is a predicted model, not a curated record. Gene Ontology annotation, cellular component: nucleus; cytoplasm. Lineage: Eukaryota; Metazoa; Arthropoda; Insecta; Thysanoptera; Thripidae. Bases 16 to 4392 code for a protein of 1458 amino acids. Gene Ontology annotation, molecular function: non-membrane spanning protein tyrosine phosphatase activity. Gene Ontology annotation, biological process: peptidyl-tyrosine dephosphorylation.